Molecule: messenger RNA, 1782 nt
Organism: Juglans regia (Persian walnut)
Lineage: Eukaryota; Viridiplantae; Streptophyta; Magnoliopsida; Fagales; Juglandaceae
Exons: 3
Coding region: 925-1566 (213 amino acids)
Source: RefSeq, a predicted model, not a curated record
UUUCACUGUUUUUCUUUAUUUUCCUACCCAAACUACUUUUCUCUGGAUCUAAACUCAAACCCUAAACUCUCCUCCUCUAUCUAUCUCAUUUCCACAUAGAAAGCUUCCAGUUUCUGUAUCCCUCUACCAUUCCAAUCAGGUUUCUUAUUUUUUCAUCUUUUCCUCUCCUGCGAAUUUGGUUUAUUUAUAUUUGUGCGUAUUGGAUUAAAGGGUGGGUAACAGAUCAAGCCCUAGGUGUUGAUAUGCGAUUGUCGCCUCUCCACUCUCCACACUCCGACGGCCGGCUUCUAUGCGGCGACUCCACCUCCACAAAGUCGCAGCUCCCUCGUGUUGCUCCACGCCUUUGUGAAUCGUGAGUCGUAGGCAGCUCCUGUUGCUCCGUCGUCUACGCGACGACGCCACUUCCACAGCCGCAGCUUGUGUCUUGGACUCUGCCGUAGCCUGUAGAUACCCCUUAACGUCGCUGCAGAUGGUGGAGUUUGAGUCUUUGAGAUCAUGGUGAUGGAAAAGUAAAAAUUAAAAUUCUAGUGGGGGAGGCAUGUGAGCUGUUUGGACCAGAAGAUAGUUGUUGCAUUAACAAUUUUUAUAAGUUUAUUGGUUCUUUUGGUGCAAAGAAUGGGUAAAUGCAAGGGUUGUGGGAAAUUAGGAAGAAUGGUGCCAACGGAUGGAUCUGUUAGUGCUUAUAAUUCUGCUCUUCUGUUGUCUCCUGUUGUUUCUGUCUGGGACUGCAUUGUUCGUAAAAUGAGGUAUUCCUACAUACCCGAGUGGGUGUAGUUAUAAGGGCUAUCGCUUUAUGUUAGUGUUUUGCACCAUAUUCUAUUAUACUUUGCUUUGUAUCAACGAAAAAAGGGAAAUGUAUGAAUUUUGAGGAAUUUACUUAGAAUAGAAGUGGAGGAAAGGUGAUUGAGUAGGUUGGUAGUUUUCAUGGAUAGCAUGGGAUUUAAUAAAGUGCAACCUGUUGUGAGGAAAGGGAAAAAGAAGCAGGUGAAGGAUGAGGUUGAUCGAAUGAAACAGGCUGAGAAGAAAAAGAGGCGCUUGGAGAAAGCCCUUGCUACUUCUGCAGCCAUCAUUUCUGAACUAGAAAAGAAGAAACAGAAAAAGAAAGAAGAACAACAAAGGCUUGAUGAAGAGGGUGCUGCAAUUGCUGAGGCUGUUGCUUUGCAUGUUUUACUUGGUGAAGACUCAGAUGAUUCAUGUAAGAUUGUUCUGAAAAAAGAUGAAGGGUUCAAUCCUUGGGAUAUUCCUGAUAACAUUGACCUAUUUGUGAGUGGUAAGAGAUCAGGCUUUUCUUAUCAGGACUCUGACAAGCACCCGCUUGAAGGGAUUGGGUGGGUAUCUAAUCCGUAUAUAUCUGGAUGUAAAUGGGGUGGCUUGGAGAGGGGUGACUGGUCAUUCUCAUCUGGGCCUUUUGCAAGGGAUUUUCCUGCCCCAUAUUUUGAGGAAGCAGGUUGGGAAACUACGGGAUUCUCAGCUGGUCUUAUUGCAGCACAGGCUGUUUCAUCCCUCCAGAUCGCAGAGGAUGCUCACGAAGACACGAUUGUCCUGAAUGGAAUGUUAAGGGGAUAGAAUGCACAGCUACAGAAGUAUCUCCAGUUACUUACAGGAGUUUCGGUAGCAUAUCAUUAUUAUUAUUCUGUUUAUAUUUUCCAUAAACGAGUCCUUUGUUGUUAGUUGGAUACAUGCGUUGCUUAUUGUGAACAAUGUUUAAAAAGUGUUGCGCUAUAUUGAACAAUGCUUAUUCGUCUUCUAUUUAUAAGCUUCAGUUUAUAUUCAGUUCAUUGA